Messenger RNA from Cottoperca gobio, 4755 nucleotides. RefSeq names its product interleukin 11 receptor subunit alpha (gene il11ra). Gene Ontology annotation, molecular function: cytokine receptor activity; protein binding. NCBI's taxonomy places the organism in Eukaryota, Metazoa, Chordata, Actinopteri, Perciformes, Bovichtidae. The record is from RefSeq and is a predicted model, not a curated record. The coding region runs from base 139 to 1335 and encodes 398 amino acids. The transcript is spliced from 12 exons. Gene Ontology annotation, cellular component: membrane.
CUCCUCCUGCUUGUGCGACUUUGUUGCUCUCGUGCCCCGCUAGUCCGUCCGGGGUAGCCGAAGAACAACUCGACAAAGUCCCAACUAUGGAAGGCGACAACAUAAUAAUGCCUGUUUGACUCGGGGAAAUUUUCCAAGAUGCCAGGCCUUUUGUCCAGUCCUGUGUGUCUGACAGUCAUCUGGUUUUUAUCUUGGUCGCUGCGUCCCAGUCAUGCUCAGAUUCAGACUGAUGAAGCGUCAGGCGUGCAGUAUGCGCACUUGGAGUCAAAUGUGACAAUGGCAUGCGGGAAGUCACAAAUAAGGACACCGGUAGUGUGGCACCUCAACAGCAGCUCAGUGUUGCCAUGGCACAAAGUGACAUCAGAUGGAACCUUAGUCCUGCUGUACGUCGACCACUCGGCGCAGGGCAACUACAGCUGCCAUGACGACCGCGGGCUCCUCCUCCACUCUGUCAAACUCAGACUGGGCCACCCCCCUGGGCUGCUGAGCAUUUCCUGUCAAGUGCCCAAUCAUACGCAUGUUCGCUGCUCCUGGGUGGAAUCAGUAAAGACCUUCCUGCCAGCCAAGUACAGUGCCUCCUUCAGGGGGAAUGGUAAAGAGUGGAGGCCAUGUGUUGUGGAUGUCAUCCGCAAGCACUGUGAUGUAGAUCAUCCUUUCUUCUGGACAACCAUCCAUACCCUGAGAGUCACAGAGACCAACGCUCUUGGAUCUGAAACAACAUCCGUCCGGAUAAGGUUAAACGAGCUAUUGAAACCAGACCCUCCAGAGUCCCUGUUGGUGGAGACGCUAGAAGGCUAUCCAAAGAGGCUGGUGGUCUCAUGGAACAUUCCCUCUUCCUGGCCGCUGCAUGAUGCGUUCCCUCUGAUGUUUCAGAUCAGAUACAGGCCACAGGGCUCCAUAUACUGGUCAGAGGUUUACUCCGAGCACAGUCCAGUCGUGAUAUUUGACGCCCUGGCCGGUCACCUCCACCAAUUUCAGAUUCGAGUCCGUGACGAGGUGAAUUCUGAGAGCCAAUGGAGUGACUGGACGCCCGUGUUUCUCAUCAGGCCUUGGGAAGUCUCAUCUACCCCAGAAUCUACAGAGGACAGAUUUGCUGACUAUUUUUUUCCCUUCAACACAAAACCUGAAACCUCCACUGCAAAGUCACACAACUCUGUACAUCCUGAGGAUGAAGGUAAUUUGGGUUUGGUGAUUCUGUUGGUUUUGUUCUCCGUGGUCAUCCUCACCACCGUCCUUUCCCUCAUCUUUGUCCUGUGGGUGAGACAGAGGCGGCGCAAUCAUGUGACCAAACAGGAACUCACCUCUAUGGUCAAGAUGAAGUCCAUGCCAAUCUAAUGUUAAUUUCAAGCAUCUUCUCCGUGUCAGCCCGUUCUAGGGCUCCUCUCAAGAGUCAGCCUCUGCCUUUACCACUGUAACAAGCUGGUGUUCCGUAUUAAACUACAUUAACCAGAAUGCAUCAGCCAGGGUCCAACCAGGAUCCAGGACAGGGAUGAACCCAUACAAGGAACUUUGCGAAGUGAAAGCUGAUUGAAGGGUAUGUUUUGCAAGAUUUCCAUGGACAUAUUCAGUGGUCACAUCUAACUGCACUACCCAUAAUGCAUCAGGAGAAUCCACCUACUGUCCAUGAGGACAGGGGAAACAGACCCUACUCUGUUUCUUUAUGGUCACUGCAGUUCACUCAGGAAAGGACUGUAGGAGCUACACUGUGUCAGGACAUUUGAGUUCACUCACACACAAUGCUGCUUCAAGUGGACUGACUCCUCACCCGUUUUGGAGAGGAGCGACAUUUUUCAAUCUUUCAAGCAACAAGUAAGGACAGGAAGUGCAGCUACCAAACAGGAGAACAUACACUUUUCUUUUGUGGGAAGGGGAAGAUUUCUUUCUCACAGAUCUCCUCACGUUCUUACAUUUUCUUUGAGAUUCAUCGUGAGAAGUAACAGAUUAUUGUGCGUCCGUUAUUACAUCGACCGACUCAAUGCUGUGAAGGAAGCAUAACUGCCAGUCUCUGUGUGUGCAUCUGAUGCCAAAGCAUUAACUCCGGGCAUUAAUGGUCUCAGCUGAGGGUCAGGAGGCUCCUGACCUGAGGGGGGGACAUAGAGAAUAAGGUCUAUUUCAUUUAUGACAAGUGAUUUUAUGUUGCAUGAUAUGUUUGUUUUGUUGCCUGAUGUCUUUAGCAAGGUGUUCUUUUGUUAUACCUGUCUAUCCAUCCAUCCACUGUUACUGAAUGUGUGUGAAUGAAAGACACACAUCUGGGUGAGAGAGAUAAGAAAAUACAUUCUGGCCUUUCACAAAGCACCAGCAUUUCUUACAGUGCGUAGAUACUUGGUUAGAAUUUACAAUACAACCCCGUAUAACUUCUUUCUCAAUGUAUGUUACGAAAAGGUUAUCGAUUUAAAGGUAGAAACACAUGAUAACAAGCCGGUUCAUUUAUACGACGGGAAACUAGUAUUAAGCACUUUGUUUCGUGUCAAAGUAAUUUGAGUAAUAAUCAUCUUACCUAAAAGUCCUUUGGGAAACUGCUGAAGAGGUUGUGAAGAUAGUGUGUCUCCUGGAGACUGUAGGUGUACAUCAAAUGGGAAUGAAAAUGGAGGCAGAAAGCUUACUAGUGCAAAACUCACAGCUAACUUUUUCUUUCUUUUCUUUUCACAUGGUGAGUGGGCUCUCACAGUCACUGCUACCAUCUCCACUUAAAAUAAAUAGUGUGGUCAGUUAAUAUGAAAACAUUGAGUAGCAAUUGUUAUUGUACACCACAUUAAAUAACAGAGACACAGUGUGCACCAGUAAGCUUACAGAAGUGAAUUAGAAUUGCCGGCUUCAACAACUGGUCAGUUGUGUCAUGAAAGCUGAGUUUACAUAGCCGAGUCAGAGCGUGUUGGUCGGUGGGUGUGAGCAUGAGAUGAUGAACUGACAAGAGCGUCUCUCGCUCACUGUACUCGUGUGUCACGUCCCACCAACUCCAGGUAAAUUAAGGAUCUCUGGGUGGCCAGCGCUCACCGCAUGAAAAGACCCCAAUACCUCUAGUACAGUAAACCUGGUUUAAUCUUGCAUUUGAAAUCUACAAGCCUUGUGUUCUGUCUGCAGCAGAUGGAGGUGACGGCUUUACCGCUCGCAUCCAAAAACAUUUUCUUGCAUUGUCUUUAUGUUGGUCUGGUGGUGAUCCAAAGCUGUGCAGUUAUUAAACUUUUGAUUAAUUGACUGACAGAAACACAAGGUGCAUCUGAGUCAAACUUUUUCCAGUUUGACAACUGCAAGCUAGCUCCACAUAUUAUGCAUGGAUCCAGUUGAAGCUUUUCUUUUUGUAUAUUAUUGUAUAUCACACAUUUCAUAUAUGUCAUUAUAAAUGAUGUUUAUAUGUAGAAAAAUAAAAAAAUAUUAUCAGGGAAUGUUUCACAGACAUGGUUUAACUCAGUCUUGUGUUCAUUUGUAACAGACUAAUUAGCCGUUAAUCGACUCUCAGUCAACCGGUUUAAACCCGUUAGUCAAAAUAAGCAUUUUAUUUAAUUGGAAAAUAAUCUAAAAUAAAAUGAUUUUUCUUACAAGAAAUAUAAUCGGAACAAAUGGCAAUAAAUAUCUAGUCAAUACUCAAAUUAUAUCACUUUUGAGGUUGGAAUAGCAAAACAUCAUGUAAAAAUCCCAAAAGUGACUGAAGGGAGAUUCCCACAGGAAACUAUUACCAGUGAGUGACUGAGGAUAGUCCAUGUCUGCAGAACCUUCCCAACAUUGUGCUUUUGUGUCUUUCUCCCCAGUUAUAUGAAGCUGUGUUACUGUACGAUUACUGUAUGGACAAUGUGUUUACUCAACUCGUCUUCAUCCGACUCGCUUUACUUUCAUUAAUUUCUUUGCAGUUGGAUGAAGAAAAUAAUUUUCUUUUUGUUCAGACUUUUCCUGUGGCAGCGUUAACAAAUAAGGUCAACUGUUUCAUUUUUAAAUUAUUCAAAUUGUAUUUGACAGAGAACUGAUUUUUCACUUUCUGUUUAAAUCGGAGUAAGUGUAGAUAUCAGAGGUGUGCGCUACAAAAGGAUAAAGUAUAUGGACUUUAAGAGCUUGUGAAAACAAAAAAGAAAUCUCUUAAUGAAAUGUGAAAUCUAAAUUACAUCCGUAAUUCAUUCUUUUCAACUGGAUUUGGAAAUUGUUCCCUUGCAAUGGCAGUGUUAAAAAACAAAAAUCAUAAUGUUACCUCCAAAUAUUAAGUUGACAAUCAUUUCCUUCAAUUUCUUUUCUCAGUUCUAAUACCUGAAUAUUGAAUUCAAUGUUAAUGUGACCUUAAUCAAGACAUAAUUUCUCGGUUUCAUGGAUAAAAAUAAUAAUAAUUAUAAUCUGAACAGCAAAAUAAAAGUCAGAAAUAAAAAUGUUCAAAGAUUUUUGUAUGAUACAUUUUUCAAAGACACUUUAUAAACACUCCAUCAGACUGAAUUGUAUGUGGGCCAUGUGCAGUACUCUGUCCAUCCUGUAGUUGCGGUUCAAAAUGAUCUCUGUGGAUUGUAACGUUGGAUUGCCACCUUUCUGUUUUCUCUGAUUUUAUGGACACGUUUGUGGUUUUCUCAGUACUUCUAUGUUUCUCUGCCGUAUGUGAUGGCAGAUGGAGCCUGUUGGUUUUAGUUAUGAAACCUCAAUUACACUCAGGCAUCCAUUCUCAGAUGUACAGUCUAUUUUUUUUUUUUGCUUUAUGUGUUCUACAGAUAUCACCAUAAGCUGUUUAUUUUUUUUUCUUCCUGUCCUUGUAUAUGUCUGUGAAAUAAAUACUAUUUUAUCACA